AAAAUAAAAAAAAAAUCUUUAGAGCGGCUGCAAAUCAUCUGUGUGUAUGCGGCACGUGUGAAGGUUGCGUUUUUCGGUUCGUGAAAAAUGUCGUGGUUAUUCGGGUACAAAAGUAGUCAGCCCCCGCCAGGGAUCCCACAGUUUCCGUUGCCACCUGGCGAUGGAGGAGAUGAUAAAGACAAAAAGGGUAAAAGUGAUAUGGAAGCAUACCGGUUCGACUCCUCUGCUCUGGAGAGAGCAGCCAGAGCAGCAAAAGAGCUAGAACAGUCAAGGCAUGCGAAGGAGGCGUUCGAGGUGGUGAAGAUGCAGGAGGCGACCAAGCAGCAGGAGUUCCAGACGCAGAUGAAGCAGCUGGAGGUGCAGCUGGAGCAGACCAAGAUCGAGCAGAAGCACGUGGACGCGGAGGAGCGCCGCAAGACGCUGCAGGAGGAGACCAAGCAGGGCCAGCUCCGCGCCCAGUACCAGGACCAGCUGGCUCGCAAGAGGUACGAGGACCAAUUGCUGCAGCAACAGAAGAUCAACGACGAGAACCUGAGGCGGCAGGAGGAGUCGGUGGCCAAGCAGGAGGCGCUGCGCAAGGCGACGAUAGAGUACGAGCUGGAGAUGCGCAACAAGGCGGACAUGAAGAAGAUCGAGGCGGAGAUGAAGGCCAAGGCGAAGGUGGACCGCGAGAACCAGGACCUGACCCUGGAGCAGAUACGCGUCAAGGCAGCGGAGAACCGCGUCACGGUUCUGGAGUCCAUCAAGACGGCCGGCUCGGUGCUGGGCUCGGGGGCCAAGGCCCUGCUGGAGGACUGGGACAAGGUGCUGGCCGCGGCGGGGGGCCUGUCGCUGCUGGCCCUCGGGGUGUACUCUGCCAAGGGUGUCACCGGGGUCACCGCCAGAUACGUGGAGGCAAGGCUCGGGAAGCCAUCCCUAGUCAGAGAGACGUCGAGGUUCUCGCUCCUGGAGACCCUGAAGCACCCCGUGCAGGCGGUGAAGAGGCUUCGGCUGAGGCACCAGGACGCUCUGUCGGGAGUCAUCCUCGCGCCCAAGCUGGAGGAGAGGCUGAGGGAUGUAGCGAUUGCCACUAAGAACACCAAGCGCAACAAAGGCAUGUACCGCAACAUUCUGAUGCAUGGACCGCCAGGCACGGGGAAAACCAUGUUCGCCAAAAAACUUGCCCUCCACUCCGGCAUGGACUUUGCGAUCAUGACGGGGGGAGACGUGGCGCCGAUGGGGAGGGAAGGGGUGACGGCGAUACACAAGGUGUUUGAUUGGGCGGACACCACCCGCAAGGGCCUGCUGCUGUUUGUGGACGAGGCAGAUGCCUUCCUGAGGAAGCGCAGCUCGGAGACCAUCAGUGAGGACCUGCGGGCCACACUCAACGCGUUCCUCUACCGCACCGGAGAGCAAUCUCAGAAGUUCAUGCUGGUGUUGGCGUCGAACACCCCGGAGCAGUUUGACUGGGCGGUGAACGACCGACUGGACGAGAUGGUGGAGUUCUCACUGCCCAGCCUGGACGAGCGGGAGAGGCUGGUGCGCCUGUACUUUGACAAGUUUGUGCUGCAGCCGGCCACCGAGGGCAAGAGGAGGCUGAAGCUGGCCCAGUUCGACUACAGUGCGUUGUGCUCGGACAUCGCGCGGCUGACGGAUGGCAUGUCCGGCCGCGAGAUAGCCAAGCUGGGCGUGGCGUGGCAGGCGGCCGCCUACGCCUCCGAGGACGGGGUCCUCACCGAGAAGAUGGUCAUGGACCGGGUCGCGGAUGCCGUCGUGCAGCACAGGCAGAAGGUGGAGUGGCAGAGCGAGCAGGAGAGGCGGGAGUCCAAGUCCCUGGCCCACUUGUCGGGGAAGGACGCAGACGUGCAGUAUGUGCCGCCGAAGGCGACUGGCUCUCAGGACUCCAGCCCCAGCAAACAUACGUCCUCCAGCGAGAGGUAGCCGAUCGCCUAUCCAGGAGCCAAGUAAGACUUGCAGCUAGAAUUAAUUGUUACGUAGAUCGUGAAGAACCAUGAUGAUGACGGUGCCGGAGUUUUGCCAUGCACAUAACCCGGCCAUCUUGUCGCCGAAGCCACCAGCUCCGACGCCGAAGAAUUAGGUUAAUGCGUGACUGCAAGUCCAGGCCUUGUGUUGUCUGCUGUGGUCACGCUUGUUACCCACGUGUAUUUCCCUGGGCAUUUGUUUUUAUUAACACUCCAGAUGAUUCUUGAUUACCCUCUUUUAUCGCAUAAUCGUCGCACCUAUAUUUUAAGGCGAAAUAUUUGGAUAAAAAAGAUCUCUCACGUAAACAUUGCAUAAUGUGUUUGGCCCUGCUAUUAGAUCCUGAGUGCUUUGUGUGGGUAUUUUUUCCAUUUAAAACCAUGUAUUUUAAAGUAGAAAUCUAAUAUUUAUUCGUACAUUACCACUUACAUAGUAUUUAAUUAAUGGAAAUACGAAGAUAUCUGAUGUGUAAAUUUUCUUUUAAAGACGUUUUUAAACAUUAUCUGUUCGUUUACGUUGCCGCCGUGUACCGCUUACAAAAAUGUAGCAAGCGCUUGUUGGCAUAAUUUAUGUUUGGUUAUGUUGCUUCCCGUAUAGAGCAUGCACACGUAGUCGAAUAUCGAUAUCUCGCCGAUUGUAUGCAACGUGCGCUCUCUGUCGAGUGCCGAGUUAACUACACGUGAUGGCCUGCACUCUUUCAUGGUGUGUACUACGACGAUAGUUAGGCGUUCGUUCAGGCUCGCAUUCGGGUCACAGAUUUUGUUUUUCUAUUUAAAGUUGAAGAAAGGUUUUUGUUGAAUGACUUAUCAAUUUAAAUUGUUUGGCGUGCUCUUUUAUACUUCACUUUUUAAAUAAACGUACUUUCCAUGAACGGUUUUUGUUUUUUAUGAAUAACUUUACCUAACAAAAAUUUUUUUUCCUCGUAUAAACGUCGCACCCCUACUUUUCAAACUUGAUUUUAGAUUAAAAUGUGCGACGAUUAUGCGAUAAAACGUGGUAUAAUUGUAAUGUCCUCACUGAAUAACGUUCUCUUCAUCACAUUGACCAAAGGGAUCUUGUUUUGUUGGAAUUUCAAAACAUUCUUUUAUAAUAAAAUAGAUAAUUUUGUUGAGUGGAGUUCUGAUAUUAUCUGAACCACAUUUAAAUGUCAACCACUGAGUCGCUACGCAGAUUUUCUAAGCAGUUAAACCUUAUUUGUUAUUUGUACAUAGUGUUCCUGUUUUAGACUUGAUGAAAAAUUAUAAACAUGGGGAAAAAAAAUAAAUUCAGGCUAAGUAUCUAUUGU
Bacillus rossius redtenbacheri is the source of this 3244-nucleotide messenger RNA. RefSeq names its product ATPase family AAA domain-containing protein 3 (gene bor). Gene Ontology annotation, cellular component: mitochondrion. The record is from RefSeq and is a predicted model, not a curated record. Gene Ontology annotation, molecular function: ATP hydrolysis activity; zinc ion binding; ATP binding. The coding region runs from base 88 to 1920 and encodes 610 amino acids. The transcript is spliced from 11 exons. Lineage: Eukaryota; Metazoa; Arthropoda; Insecta; Phasmatodea; Bacillidae. Gene Ontology annotation, biological process: mitochondrion organization.